UUAUUUGGAAUCAGCUUCUUCGUCCGGCUCUCAUAUAUGUCACGAAAAGUGGGCGAUUCUAAUGUGUCGUCUCAGGACAACAGAAUCCUUGAACGAUGAUAAAUAUUCUUCAAUUAUCUUACCAGAUGACGGGCGCGCGCGUGCGCUUUACAAACGCGUGUUUCUGAAACGUGAUCUGCGUUUAUAAGUAAUUAUGAUGUCAUAAAAGCCAAUCUCAAGAAUGCCAGUGAAGUUUCACUCGUCAGGCGACGCAAUCCUGAGUUAUUGCACCGUAUUCUCAAUGUAUGUAACAUUAUGGAGCAUGGAGCGACAAAGUGAUACCUUACUCUUGCUUCUUUACUACUUUGAUUUCUUUUAUUUUGCGCAAUAUGUUUGUGUGAAGUUAUCCCAAUCCUGGCAAGAUCUUAACAGCGUUGACACGUCCUCCUUGCAGGGGAUUGGGUCCAUAGAGGGUGAUAUAUCCCUGGCUGAAUCGUUACCAUUCUUCACAACUCCAAUAUCCCUGUUGCCAUUCCACGUGGUAUUUAUGAUCGGACUUGAUCGCGGAUGUUUUUAUCAAUUUGUCUGUUUUCUGCGGCUCUUUUCAUUGUACCAAGACGAAAGGAUACAAAUCAAGUGGAAACAGACGGAUACUCCAGUUACAUAUAUAGAUACCGCUCAAGCUACAAUGUCCCAUCCUAUCCCUAUAUCAUCACGUCCUAUCCCAGCAUCACCACCUUCAAUCCCAGUACCGUUACAGCGGGUGGCCAUGGUGUGUCAAUGUGAUUGCCGAAAUGCAGAUUACGAGAAAGAUACUUCGUUCUUGAAAACAGUUAGCUUAUAAACAAUCCUAUCAGUCGCAGCAUAUAAAAUACAUUCUUUAUUUUAAAAUAUAUUUACACUCAGCCAUGUCAUGUC
This is a messenger RNA of Dendronephthya gigantea, 897 nucleotides long. RefSeq lists its product as uncharacterized. The coding region runs from base 221 to 823 and encodes 200 amino acids. The record is from RefSeq and is a predicted model, not a curated record. The transcript is spliced from 3 exons. Lineage: Eukaryota; Metazoa; Cnidaria; Anthozoa; Malacalcyonacea; Nephtheidae.